Messenger RNA from Melanotaenia boesemani (Boeseman's rainbowfish), 397 nucleotides. Its product is annotated as histone H2A-like. NCBI's taxonomy places the organism in Eukaryota, Metazoa, Chordata, Actinopteri, Atheriniformes, Melanotaeniidae. Gene Ontology annotation, molecular function: structural constituent of chromatin; protein heterodimerization activity; DNA binding. The record is from RefSeq and is a predicted model, not a curated record. The transcript has a single exon. Gene Ontology annotation, cellular component: nucleosome. Bases 11 to 397 code for a protein of 128 amino acids.
UAUCUGAACCAUGAGUGGCCGCGGAAAGACCGGAGGCAAAGCCAGAGCCAAGGCAAAGACCCGCUCCUCCCGAGCUGGACUCCAGUUCCCAGUCGGUCGUGUUCACAGGCUGCUGCGUAAAGGAAACUAUGCGCAGCGCGUGGGAGCCGGAGCCCCCGUGUACCUGGCUGCUGUGCUGGAGUAUCUGACCGCUGAGAUCCUGGAGCUGGCUGGAAACGCCGCACGAGACAACAAGAAGACUCGUAUCAUCCCCCGUCACCUGCAGCUGGCUGUCCGCAACGACGAGGAGCUCAACAAGCUGCUGGGCGGAGUGACGAUCGCUCAGGGCGGCGUGCUGCCCAACAUCCAGGCGGUCCUGCUGCCCAAGAAGACCGAGAAGCCCGCCAAGGCCAAGUAG